AUGGCGGAAAAGUCUGAGCAGAAAUAUUUUACAUCUGAUGAAGUUUUACAAAAUAUAUUGGCUGAUGAGGCCGAUUUAUCAGAUAAUGAAGAUGCACAGGUCAUCACAACUAAUCCGGCCGAAGCAAUCGAUUCUGCUGUGCGAGAAUUAUGGUCCCUACGCAAUCAAACGGCAAAUUUUGUUGCUUUUGAGGAGGAGUCAACUCGAUCACUCACUUCCCUCUUUGAUAAAUGGGAAAAACAUCGAGUGAUCCAAGAGCGGAUCUUAAGCUCUACUAUUAUUGUUGGUUCACUCAUUGCUGAGGAAGUAUGCAAGUGGUUAAAAAUCAUUCGUAGGCGUUUAUCACCCAGGAUGAAGGCUCGAAAUGCUUGGACAGUUGAGCUUACAAGGUACUUGUCAUGGAGUUUGUUUUCACUAAUGAAGGAAGUCGUAUUGAAAUCAAGCACAUCGUUUGGCAUUAUGCUUCAGCAGAGUGAAAAGGAAGUUGUUAUUACAUUUACUAAUAUUGGUCGUGUGUUGCGAGAUUUUGAAACCUUUUCAAGAGUUGCUCGCUCAGAGAUUUCAUCCUAUUAUUUUUCAAAGACUUGUAGAGGCAAAUCUAAGGGUAAAAUUGCUGUUCUGGUAGCUGAAGAAAAGCCAUUACAGCUCAAGUACAUUAAAAGGAAAAGUGAGAUAAUUUUCAAGUGCCAUUACUCAUUCGAGAAUGAAUUUGGUUAUGUUUUCAGCUAG
This is a messenger RNA of Paramuricea clavata, 729 nucleotides long. The record is from the annotation of a GenBank genome assembly. Lineage: Eukaryota; Metazoa; Cnidaria; Anthozoa; Malacalcyonacea; Plexauridae.